Nematostella vectensis (starlet sea anemone) is the source of this 1018-nucleotide messenger RNA. RefSeq names its product RING finger and CHY zinc finger domain-containing protein 1. Gene Ontology annotation, cellular component: nucleus. The record is from RefSeq and is a predicted model, not a curated record. The transcript has a single exon. NCBI's taxonomy places the organism in Eukaryota, Metazoa, Cnidaria, Anthozoa, Actiniaria, Edwardsiidae. Gene Ontology annotation, molecular function: ubiquitin protein ligase activity; zinc ion binding. Gene Ontology annotation, biological process: protein ubiquitination; ubiquitin-dependent protein catabolic process. Bases 1 to 543 code for a protein of 180 amino acids.
AUGGCGGGUUGCUCGCAUUAUGUGCGAAAAUGCGCCUUUUUAACGCCUUGUUGCAAUAAGAUUUACACCUGCAGACUCUGCCACGAUGCCUCGGAGUCCCAUGAACUCAACAGAAAGCUUGUAUCGCAAGUAAAAUGCUUACAAUGUGGCGAAAUACAGGGCAUUCUUCCACGGUGCCGAAGUUGUGGCAUCACAUUUGGUUUCUACUUCUGUGCGCUGUGUCGCUUGUACGACGACGCUGAUAAGGGACAAUUUCACUGUGAUAUGUGUGGUAUAUGCAGAGUAGGAGGCAAAGACAAGUUCUUUCAUUGCGCUAAGUGUGAUAUUUGUAUUCCAAUCACUCUAAGAAGCUCCCAUAAAUGUAUUGAGAAGAGUUCGCGAUCCAACUGUCCGAUUUGUUUGGAGGAUCUUCACACCUCUCGUGUUCCUUGCCAGGUUCUCAAAUGUGGCCAUCUUUUGCAUCAGACUUGUUUUCAGGACUGUAUUUCGUCCUAUGUGCUCACUUGCCCACUGUGUGGCGAUCCUAUGGUCCAACGAAGAUGACAGCGGAUGGUGUGUUGAGAGAAAUUGAUGACACUGCAGAUUUUAAACACAAUAUUUUUAUAUCCCAGAAACUUGCAAAUAAAUUGAUGUAAAAAAACGGGCAAAACCAAAUAUUGCUAAAUGGAGAUGCCUCCAAAAGGCCGUUCAAACACGUUUUUUCCUGUAUUUUAAAUGUGCUGUCCAGAUACAGUACAUGACUUCCCUAAAAGCAGAAAGAGGAAUUACAACUCAGUUCUUUUCCAAUUUUAAGGCUUGAAAUUAUUGAGAACAAUAAUGCAAUGGGUUUGUAUGAUAUAGAUUGCUCGGAUUUGCAUUAGAUUUGGCAGGCUGAUAGAACAAUACCAGAUUGCCAAAAGAGUGUCUGCAGCAGCUAUAUAACAAUGAUAAAUCCAUCGAAAGUUAGGGCAAUUUGAUCACUGGUUAUUGCUGAAAAUUGAAUACUACAGCUUUGAUAUAUAAUUACUUUUGAAUGAAA